AUGGCACCUGCGCUGGAACUACUCGAGCAACCCAUUGAGAAUUUGCGGACCAAGGCAAAACCAUCCAUUCGCAAUGGGGUCUCUCUUCACGAUGGUCUGGUCUUAGCAAGUGCGGCGAAACACCAGCGGGUAAUGAAUGUGUUCCGAGCUUUCAUCGCCGAUGUCUGCCAGCAGUUUGGCGAAGGCCAUGCUGGGUCUCCUAUGGGAAUGGCUGCCAUUGGAAUUGCCUUAUAUAAAUAUGUGAUGAAAUAUUCGCCUCGGAAUUGUGAUUACUUCAAUCGGGAUCGUCUUGUUCUUUCAAAUGGUCAUGCAUGUCUUUGGCAAUAUACCUUUAUGCACCUCGUGGGCGUCGAAAGCAUGACCCUCGACCAGCUCAAAUCCUACCACUCAGCGAAGCUCGACUCACUGUGCCCUGGACACCCCGAAAUCGAGAAUGAGGGCAUCGAGGUUACAACUGGACCUCUAGGUCAAGGUCUAGCCAAUGCUGUCGGGCUUGCCAUGGCCACAAAAAAUCUUGCUGCGACAUACAACAAGCCCGGCCAUGAGGUGGUGAACAACAUGACAUGGUGCAUUGUUGGUGACGCUUGUCUUCAAGAAGGUGUCGGUCUCGAGGCGCUUUCCCUCGCUGGCCAUUGGAAACUGAACAACUUAUGUGUUAUUUUUGAUAACAACUCAGUUACAUGCGAUGGAAGUGCCGAUGUUGCCAACACUGAGGACAUUAACAUGAAGAUGCGAGCUACUGGGUUCAACGUUGUCAACGUGUACAAUGGUGACACAGAUGUCGCCGCGGUCACGAACGCUUUAAUCGACGCUCGAUCGAGUGACAAGCCCACAUUCCUCAACAUCCGCACCGUGAUUGGCUUUGGGGCCACCAAAGCUGGCACAGCCGACAUACACGGAGCUGCCCUCGGAGUUGAAGAAGUGGCUACCCUCAAAAGGUCGUUCUGUCUCGACCCCGAUAACCACUUCUAUAUUCCACAAGAUGUCUAUGACUUCUUCCAUGGCAUGCCCGACCGUGGCGAGGUUUACGAAGCGGACUGGCAAGCAGCCGUAGCAGAAUAUCGUGCGGAAUAUCCCAUUCAAGCCGGAGAAUUUGCGCUCCGUGUUGCAGGAAAGAUGCCAGAAGGCUGGAGCAAAUACAUUCCUUCCAAGGAAAAUCACCCUACUGCUUCCACCGCCUCUAGAAAAUCCGCUGGUGUGGUUACGAAUGCUCUGGCAGGGAAUAUCAAUUCAUUCCUAGUGGGCACGGCGGACCUUACCCCUUCGUGCAAUGUCGCGUACAAAAAUAAGGUUGACUUUCAGUCGCCUGACCUUCGAACAUCCUGCGGUCUCGACGGAGAUUACAGUGGUCGAUACAUACACUAUGGUAUCCGCGAGCAUGCCAUGUGCGCGAUAACAAACGGCCUCUCUGCCUUCAACAGGGGUACAUUUAUCCCCAUGACGAGCACAUAUUUCGUCUUCCACCUGUACGCUGCUGCAGCGAUACGCAUGGCCGCACUCCAAGGCCUCCAACAAAUCCACAUCGCCACACACGACAGCAUCGGCGUUGGCGAGAAUGGUCCUACACACCAACCUAUCGCCGUUGCAGCCCUCUGGCGCGCAAUGCCUAAUCUUCUCUACAUCCGGCCAUGCGAUGCAGAAGAAGUGGCUGGCGCAUACAUUGCCGCUAUCCAAGCGACUUCAACGCCAACAGUCAUCUCACUUUCCCGCCAAGGUCUAACACAGUAUCCACAGCAUUCUUCGCGGGAAGGGACGUUGAAGGGUGGAUACGUUUUCACGGAAGCCGAAAGCGAUGAUUUCGACGUCAGCUUGAUCAGUGUUGGUUCUGAGAUGGUCUACGCGAUGAAGACUCGGGACUUGCUUCUGAAGGAUUACGGGAUCCACGCACGAGUGCUUUCUUUCCCAUGUAUCAGACUUUUUGAAAUGCAGACUCGGGAAUACAAGCAAUCGGUGCUGAGGGCGCGAGCUAACAAGCCCACCGUCGCGAUUGAGGCGUAUCCAUCUCUUGGAUGGGAACGAUAUGCAGAUGCAUCCGUCUCGAUGAAUAGCUUUGGCAAGAGUCUUCCUUCGAAGGAGACAUAUGAGCACUUCGGAUUUGAGCCGAAGCGCAUUGCGGCUAAAGUCAAGGAUCUUGUGGAUGAAGUCAGGCGGGACGGAAUUGGAAUUUUGAGGGGGGAUUUUAGGGAAUUUAAUGAGGGGCCGCGGAUUGGAUUUGAGCAUUAG
Messenger RNA from Penicillium waksmanii, 2223 nucleotides. RefSeq names its product transketolase family protein. The transcript has 5 exons. Gene Ontology annotation, molecular function: transketolase activity. Gene Ontology annotation, biological process: pentose-phosphate shunt. The record is from RefSeq and is a predicted model, not a curated record. NCBI's taxonomy places the organism in Eukaryota, Fungi, Ascomycota, Eurotiomycetes, Eurotiales, Aspergillaceae. The coding region runs from base 1 to 2223 and encodes 740 amino acids. Gene Ontology annotation, cellular component: cytosol.